This is a messenger RNA of Aspergillus costaricaensis CBS 115574, 1622 nucleotides long. RefSeq names its product Hsp70 family protein. The transcript has 8 exons. Bases 1 to 1542 code for a protein of 513 amino acids. The record is from RefSeq and is a predicted model, not a curated record. NCBI's taxonomy places the organism in Eukaryota, Fungi, Ascomycota, Eurotiomycetes, Eurotiales, Aspergillaceae.
AUGGAGCAGAACCAGUACUUCAUUUCCGUGGACUUCGGCGCGUAUAAAACGGUCCUUACGAUCCUGACUACCCUGGGCGUCCUGACGACAUGGGCUACUCAUGGCGCUAAUGACGGUAUAAUCCUUUCGAUCUUCAAAUACAACAGCAAUGGUCAGAUCAUGUGGGGAAGGAGUGCCGCGGCAUCCCGCGGCAGAGAGCCGUAUGUUUGGGUAAAACUCAUGCUGGAUGGGUCCCCAGACGUGGCCACACAACGCCAUAAUCUGAGAGACCUCCUCGGCGGCACAGUGGAUCUGAACGACAUUGGCACCGGAAAAAUCAUCAGUGACUUUCUUCGAGACUUGCGGGACAGGCUGUGGAUGGACCUUAGAGAGCAUGGACCACAAAUCCACUGGUGUUUCACCGAACCAGAUUGCUGGUCAGACCGCGGCCGUCUGGAAUUUCGGUCUGCAGUUGAGAGCGUUGGAUGGUUUGGGAACAACCAUCGCAUUACCUAUGCCUCUGAAGCUGUAGCUGCGGCUGUAUGGGCUGCUGAUGAGUACAGGAACGGAAAUGACAUGCAGGAUGGUGACAUACUUCUUGUGUGCGACUGCGGCGGCUCCACAAUCGACACUGCCGUUUUACAAGUAAAUGGCAACAAUGGAGAUCGUCCUUUCACCUUCCAACUCCUGGGAGAUCCGACCAUAAGCGCUGCUCAGGCUCGGCAGUGUAUCAGCUCUGUGAAAGAACUAUUCUCAGGCAGGACCGGGACUGAGGUGCACGCAAUUCGGAUUGAGCUGCAGGGAAACCGCAAAGUAGAGUAUCGUUUCGACCACAAUGCCCUGGUCCUUGCCUUCAGGCCGGUUGUGCAAGCCAUACUUCGGCAGAUACAUGCACGAAUCACCGCCCCAUUAAAUGCCAGAAUUACGAAGGUGAUCCUGGCAGGUGGGCUGGUCAAGUCGGAAUACUUACGCCGUGAGGUCGAACAGGAUCUUGCACGCGCUUACCCGAAUGCCGGACCCAAGUUGCUGGGGGAACUGCAACACAGUGUGCGGGCAGUUUCACGCGGUGCGGCACUGUGUGCGGCCAGGUUGCAUGGAGUACAGGGCUUCCACAGCAACACCACCAUCCAAUUGGUAGUCCCUUCUGUUGCACAGGUUGGAAAUGAGCUGCGAGAACAAUCCGAUGCUUUUGUAGUUAUCCGACCAGGUCUCACUGGAAUGCAGGGCCAGUUCUCGGUUCGUAUGCGGUUCUUGGUCACUGCGCCAGAGCAAUACGUGAGUGUUUGUAGCCUACGGCAAGCACAAACACGCCGCCUUGCCUUGCAUAGGAUCGUUGAUCCUGCUCGUGACUCGGUGAUGAGUUUCAAGUCUGGUCAACAGGGCGGUCACGAGUAUCUGUUCCGGGUGUACUGGAGCAUCCAGCUGGGGACUUCCUUGUUCAUGCACUGGAGAAUCUGUCUUGAUGACCCACGCAAUCCGAACGGGCCUAACGCACCGGUGGUAGUGGUACACAUGCUGCACCGGAUUCCUCCACAAGACCUACAGCCCUUCCCGGCGGUUUGAGAUCGUCAAAUGAGGGAAUGGAGGCAUCUAUCUCUUCGGUCUCCCUCAUGUCUCCUUACAUCUCCUUUUCCUGAUUAUCC